This is a messenger RNA of Cucumis melo (muskmelon), 1727 nucleotides long. RefSeq lists its product as uncharacterized. Gene Ontology annotation, molecular function: kinase activity. The transcript has 5 exons. Lineage: Eukaryota; Viridiplantae; Streptophyta; Magnoliopsida; Cucurbitales; Cucurbitaceae. The record is from RefSeq and is a predicted model, not a curated record. The coding region runs from base 238 to 1662 and encodes 474 amino acids.
CCACGUUGUGUUUAGAAUAAUGAAAGAAGAGGAUUUCAAUUCAGAAGGCAUUGAGAUUGUUAUCUGGACAGAAGAACCCAACUGUUUCUUUAUAAAAUUAGCCAAAAUGGUGAGGAAAUGGGUAUGGAGCGGUGGGUGGCUAAGCUGAGUUCUGCCAUUUUUGCCAUUCCCAUUCCCAUUCCCAUUCAGCACCACUCGCUUCAAAUCCAUUGGCUUAACUGAUUUCCCAUUCCCACUAUGUCUCUCUAUUUUCCCAUCUCUUCUCUUCCUCAAAUUCAGCUUCCCUUUUCUUCUCCACCUCUCUCUUCCCCUAAUUUCACUCCUAUUCCUUCUCUUCCUUCUCCCUCUUCUUCUUCUUCUUCUUCAUAUUCACCUUCUUCCCUCUCUUUCACUUUCAUUCACCGAUGCAGAUUCUCUUCAAUGGCCGGAGGCUUCGAUUCUUUCAACGCUUUCGUUUCCUGUCGUGUUUUUAGCGGCUAUGGCACAGGGGAGUUUUCUAGUGGUAGUGAGGAAGAAGAGGAAGAUGAUGAAGGGAAUGGUUCUGAUGAGGAUCUCCUGGUCGGAAUUGAACAUCUCCAUGACAUUAAUCCCUCUUCUUCUCGUUUGCCUGACAGAUGGGACGUCUUGGGGCUUGGUCAAGCUAUGGUAGAUUUUUCUGGUAUGGUAGAUGACGAGUUUCUGAAGAAACUGGGUUUAGAGAAGGGUAUAAGGAAGGUUGUAAAUCAUGAGGAAAGAGGUAGAGUAUUGCGGGCAAUGGACGGUCGCAGCUAUAAGGCGGCUGCUGGCGGAUCUCUUUCGAACAGCCUGGUGGCCUUGGCAAGGCUGGGUAUUAGACCCAUGAAAGGCCCUACUUUCAAUGUAGCUAUGACUGGUAGUAUAGGGAGUGAUCCAUUGGGCAGCUUCUACAGGUCAAAACUAAGUCGUGCGAAUGUACAUUUUCUUUCUCCUCCCGUCAAGGAUGGGACAACAGGAACAGUCAUUGUUCUUACUACCCCUGAUGCCCAGCGAACAAUGCUUGCAUAUCAGGGUACAUCUUCCACUGUGAAUUAUAGUCCAGCGUUAGCUAGUGUAAUUAGCAAGACAAAUGUACUUGUAGUUGAAGGGUAUUUAUUUGAACUGCCUGAUACAAUUAAAACGAUUCAAAAAGCAUGCGAGGAAGCACACCGAAGCGGUGCUCUAGUUGCAGUCACAGCUUCAGACGUCUCCUGCAUCGAAAGACAUUUUGACGAUUUUUGGGAAAUUGUUGGAAACUUUGCGGAUAUUGUUUUUGCAAACCAUGAAGAAGCGGCAGCUCUAUGUCAUUUUGACUCCAAGGAAAGUUCUAUAUCAGCUGUAAGGUAUCUGAGUCAUUUUGUUCCGCUUGUCUCGGUCACGGAUGGGCACAGAGGUUCAUACAUAGGUGUCAAAGGAGAAGCAGUAUAUAUCCCACCUUGUCCAUGCGUACCUCUCGACACUUGUGGCGCUGGAGAUGCCUAUGCGUCAGGUAUUUUGUACGGUAUUUUGCAGGGAGUCUCAGAUUUGAAAGAAAUGGGAACAUUUGCAGCGAAAAUUGCGGCCAGAGUGGUCGGGCAACAGGGAACUCGUUUAAGGGUUCAAGAUGCCAUGGAGCUUGCAGAUGCAUUUUCUAGCUUUCAGUCUGAUAUUGGCUCAUCACAUGUGUAGACUGUAGUGUGCAACUUGAACAUCAAGCCAUCUUCUUUUUUAAUAAAGUUCUCUUAUCACACGUA